GUCUGUUAUGUACUUUAAAUGGAUUGGAAAUAGCUAACUCAAAAAAGACGGCUUUUAACGUGUUAAAAGUAGAGGAAGUGACGUUAUCGUUCAAUCUCAAAUGUCUCCUCAACAUCCUGGUGCUCGGUUAAAACUGUGUCUACUGAGAAAAAAUAUACAGCCCUCAUAAUGUCAGCUGCUGAAGACGAACAACUGAACCCAGAGCUUCAAGAAGAGCACCAAAACCAAGAAGAGGGCGAUGUGGAACCCGAGAUGGAAUAUGGAGAUGAAAUUGGGAUGGGAUAUGUAUUCUACAGGGAUAGAAAAGAAUGGGCUGAUGUUGAUGCAGUGCCACAGGACGAUGGACCAAACCCGAUAGUAAAGAUUGCCUACUCUGACAAAUUUAUGGAUGUGUUUGAUUAUUUCCGAGCUGUGCUUCAGCGAGAUGAACGAAGUGAGAGAGCAUUUCAAUUAACUGCAGAUGCCAUCGAACUUAAUGCUGCGAACUACACAGUAUGGCAUUAUCGAAGAGUUCUUGUGCAGUCAUUACAGAAGGAUCUGCAUGAAGAGAUGAAGUAUAUUACAGCUAUCAUUGAAGACCAGCCCAAGAACUAUCAAGUCUGGCAUCACAGACGGAUGAUAGUGGAGUGGUUGAAGGAUCCUUCCCAAGAGCUGGAGUUUAUUGCUGAUAUUCUAAGUCAGGAUGCAAAGAACUACCAUGCCUGGCAACACCGGCAGUGGGUUAUUCAGGAGUAUAAGCUUUGGGACGGUGAAUUGGAGUAUGUAGACCAGUUGCUGGAUGAAGAUGUAAGAAACAACUCGGCUUGGAACCAGAGGCAUUUUGUCAUCUCCAACACAACAGGAUACAACGAUGCAGCGGUUCUAGAGAGAGAAGUCCAGUAUAGCCUCAAGCUUAUCAAAAAAGCUCCUCAUAAUGAAAGUGUGUGGAACUAUCUAAAAGGAAUAUUGCAGGAUCAUUGUUUAUCUACAUAUCCAAAUUUACUGGAACAGAUUCUUGAACUGCAGCAAACCCAUAGCUCUCCCUACCUGAUCGCCUUCCUUGUAGACAUGUAUGAAGACAUGCUUGAGAAUGCAUGCAGUAACCAGGAAGAGACGUUAAACAAUGCACUGGAGUUAUGUGACCUUUUGGCUAAAGAAAAAGACAGCAUAAGGAAAGAGUACUGGAAAUACAUAGGGGGAUGUCUUAAGAACAAAUACGGCACCACUGAAGAAUCUAAGAGUCCAUCAGAGGAGCAAUAGAAAUGAGUUGGAAAUAUUUGAUGUUUCAGAAGGGAUUGUAUGGGGUGGGGUGGGGUGGGAGGCUGUACCCAAUUAAAAAAAUGUGCCUAGAAUUGUACAGUAAAAGCCUAUCCUACUGAACCAGCCAAUGUAGAUGAUAUGUGACCAAGGAUGGAAAUAAGACUCCUAUUGCAUAGCAUUUGGUUCAUUAUUGGUUUUAUUAUGAGUUUAAGAACACUCCUGAGCUUCUUACCUAUACACUGUGGCUAAUCAAGCUUCUUGUAAAACCUGGAAUGGGUGAAACUGCUAUGCAAUAGGAGUUUUAUUUUCAUCCCUGUGUGAUGCAUUUAAGAUUACAUGGACUGAAAUCUCUCCUCUGCUUCUCACCUUUACUUCAGUAAAACGAAGUUAUGUGGACAUUAACAUAUUUAAAUUAUGAUUAAAAUGAGAUGGUGCUUUAUUGCCACACCGUAACUCUGAUCAAAGGAAGAAAUAAAGGCUUUAAAACUAGUUUGUUUGUAGACAUUAACAUAUUUCCAAAAAACAAUUAUUUUACCAGGCAAAUCAAUGCUUAUAACUGCAUUUACUUUUGUACUUUUAGAUGUAAUAAUAACAUCAAACUACAUUCUUGUCUUUGUUUGUAUUCAGGCAAGGUUGUAUUUUUAUUAUUUUAAGUUAACAUUUUAUAUUGUUAUUUUUUACAAUCCAGAGAAAGUUGGUGUCCCUUUCAUAGCGCUGCAUUGAAUGCUAACCUUUCUAAGUAUUGCAUAAUUGUGAAUGCAACCCAUUAUAGUAAAAUGUUAUCCUUCAGAGGCAGGGCCACCCAGGUACCAGUCAAAUCGUCACAAAACUAGGUUGGCCUAAAGAUUCUUUCCUCAUGCCUAUCGCACACACACACACUCACACAUACAUGAAGGGAAGUAGGAAAGGUUCCUGAAGUUAUAAAAUUUGACUAGAGAUGAAGAUAAAUUUGAAUAUUGUCAAUAUUUCACUUGCAUUGUUACUUCAGGAACCAUAAUGAUUAUUUUUACACUUUCAUGAGGUUUAGGUGUUCAGUUCCUUUUUGGAUGUUUUUCUUUUAAGUCUCUUAAACUGGUGUCCUACACCACUACCUUUUACACUGGUACAUUUUGUGGUAUGUUGAAAUAUCUCGGAACAGAUCUUCAUGUUGCUUUAACACUGUUCAUUGUCAUCACCAGAGGCUGCAUGAAGUGAUGCUGGGAGCUCUGCAGGAAGCACUCCUCCAAGUAUCCAGACAUUGUACUAAUGAGUCAGCAUAUGUAUGAGAUAUUAAACCAAAUGUAUUUAUGUAUCUAGAGUACAGUACAUCUAUUGGAGCAAUCUAUAUACCAAUUCUUGAACAGCUUGUGGUUUUUGAGAUGGCAAACAUUUGUUGAAAAACUUUGUUACUAAGGGGUUGACUUGGAUUACAUAAACAUAACAAAAAAUAAAAAGUUAACUUAUACUCCAUAAA
Acipenser ruthenus (sterlet) is the source of this 2692-nucleotide messenger RNA. RefSeq names its product protein farnesyltransferase/geranylgeranyltransferase type-1 subunit alpha-like. Gene Ontology annotation, cellular component: CAAX-protein geranylgeranyltransferase complex; cytoplasm; protein farnesyltransferase complex. The transcript has 9 exons. The coding region runs from base 169 to 1239 and encodes 356 amino acids. Lineage: Eukaryota; Metazoa; Chordata; Actinopteri; Acipenseriformes; Acipenseridae. Gene Ontology annotation, molecular function: protein farnesyltransferase activity; CAAX-protein geranylgeranyltransferase activity. Gene Ontology annotation, biological process: protein farnesylation; protein geranylgeranylation. The record is from RefSeq and is a predicted model, not a curated record.